This is a messenger RNA of Myiozetetes cayanensis, 784 nucleotides long. It is a transcript of the gene GIMD1, whose product is annotated as GIMAP family P-loop NTPase domain containing 1. The transcript is spliced from 3 exons. Gene Ontology annotation, molecular function: GTP binding. Bases 102 to 773 code for a protein of 223 amino acids. Lineage: Eukaryota; Metazoa; Chordata; Aves; Passeriformes; Tyrannidae. The record is from RefSeq and is a predicted model, not a curated record.
CAUAUGAACUUCUUUUUACACUGCACACGAGGUUUAUGAAUGAAGUCUGAUCGCAAGAAGAAUUUAAGUGAAAAUAAGGUUUGUGGAUAAAAGCAUAGACAAUGGCAGACACCAAUGAGAUGACAAUCAACCUUGUUGUCCUUGGAAAAACUCAGACUGGUAAGAGUGCUGCUGGGAACAGCCUGCUGGGCAGCUCAGACUUUGAGAGCCGUGGCUCCCCAAGCUCUGUGACUACAUGCUGUAGCCUUGGACGCAGCUGCCUUACUUCAGGGAUAACGCGAAGAAAUGGCUGUGAGCUGGCUCUCCGCGUUCGAGUACUUGACACUCCAGGCUACCCUCACACUGCUCUGAGCAAGGAGCAGGUGAGAGACAUGGUGGGAUCAGCCCUGGCACACCACUUCGGGGAGGAAGGCCUGCACCUGGCUCUCUUGGUCCUGCGGGCUGACUUGCCUCUGUGUCCGGAUGAAAGUGAUGAUGCAGUUCAGUUCAUCCAGAAACUUCUGGGUCCCACAUGGAAGGAUUUCACUGCAGUUUUACUUACUCAUGCAGACAAGGCAGAAGAAGCUGGAUGCAGUGAAGAAACAUACUUGCACAGUGCCUCAAGUACCCUGUUGUCACUUUUGAGCUCAGUACAGCAUAAAUACAUUUUCCUAGACAACCAGAGGACCAUAAUUAAAGAGGAAAGAACCACUGUCCUAAGAAAGCUCUUGAAUUUUGUAAGACAAAAUAAUUAUCAAGUGCUUUCACUUAAAACACAGCAAGGAAUAAAAUAAGCUUUCAGGUG